AUGGACGAAUUACAGAAAUUAAUUAGAGAGAUGCAAUCAGACUUAAACAAUAAAUUCGCAUCUAUAGAAACACAGGUAUCACAAAUUCCGGAAUUAGAAGAAAAAAUUAGUUCAAGUAUUAAAACACACAUGGACGAAAAAUUCGAAAACUUGAACGGAGACUUAGGAAAUAUACAUUCCCAGAUAAAAGAGCAAGAAAAGCGGUUAGAUUUAUUAGAACGGAACGCUAUACAAAGAAAUUUAGUAUUCUUCGGAGUCGAAGAAUCCGAGAAGUCAUAUUUUCACCUUCAAAAUAAUAUAAUAGACAUUGUAAACAAUAAGAUGAAAGUCUCUAUAUUGGAAUUAGAAGUACAGGCAGUUAGAAGAAUGGGCAAAAAAGGAGAUCGACCACGGCCUAUUUCUGUCACGUUUAGCACGUUAGGGAAAAAAAUUAAGAUUCUGCAAACCAAAAAAGAACUAAAGGGAAGUAAUAUAUAUAUAAAAGAGGAAUUCCCAGCAAAAAUAUUAAAGGUGGAAGAGUUAGAAAAAAAGCGACAAGAGGAAAUUAACAAAGGUAACACGGCAUUUAUAAAAUAUGACAAGCUUGUCGUCAAAGAGAAAAAAGCUGGACUUAACACAAAUAAAAGGCAGCUCUCGGUCUCCCCACCACAAUCAAUUCAAUCUUCCUCUGCUAUUGCUGCUUCACUAACAUCAACACAAGCAAAUAAGGAACCAUUAAUUAUACAUUCAAAUAAAAAAUACAAGGCGAGAAACUCUAUGCUGUCGUAUGUAAUAAGAGACGAAGAAGCAUGA
Molecule: messenger RNA, 792 nt
Organism: Cydia amplana
Lineage: Eukaryota; Metazoa; Arthropoda; Insecta; Lepidoptera; Tortricidae
Exons: 1
Coding region: 1-792 (263 amino acids)
Source: RefSeq, a predicted model, not a curated record